CAACUAGAGAGACAAAAACAAUGACAUAGAGAGAUAGGCUCACCCAGAUUGAGCCAAUGGAAUCCUUUCCCUCUAUCUCAUUUCGAUUUCAUUAAUUCCCUUCUCUUACACUCAUUUCUUAUCUCUCUCAGACUUUCACAACCAAAACCAGACCUUGCAUCCUCUUCCUCUCUAGCCUGCAACUCUGCAAGUUCAUCUGUCUCUCACUCCGCAAUGGCAACCACUUCACUUCAAUCUCUUCACCACCAUUCUCUUCUGAGGCAAAACCAUCACCAUUACUCAGAUACCCAUUCAUCUUCUUCUUCUUCAGUGCACUUUUCGCUUUUCCUUAAGCCUGCCACUACUGCCAAUACAACCAUAUCUCUUUCUUACAAACUAUCUCCUACACAUUUCAGUCUUUUUUCAACCACUUCAUCUUCGCCUGCCACAACUGCAGACCAAACUACAGACCCACUGACCACAACCUCGGGGAAUCCGGUAUUUGAGCUUCUGGAAAAGCAUCUAGCUGAACAGAACUUUCGUCAGGCAGAUGAAGAAACCCGCCGUUUGAUUAUUGUGUUAGCUGGUGAACCAGCUCAGAAACGUGGGUAUGUGUUUUUCUCGGAAGUUCAGUUUAUUCCGGUGGAGGAUCUUUUGACAAUGGAUAAGCUAUGGAGACAGUACAGUGAUGAGAAAUUUGGGUACAGUGUUCAGAAGAAAAUAUGGCAAAAACAAGAUGAGGAUUUCAGUAAUUUCUUUAGGAAAGUUGGGUGGAUGAAAAAGCUUGAUACUGAGAUAGAACAGUAUAAUUAUAGAUCAUUUCCUACGGAAUUCAUAUGGGAGUUGAAUGAUGACACACCUGCAGGUCACCUGCCAUUAACGAAUGCAUUACGAGGAACUCAGCUACUUAAGUACAUCUUCAAUCAUCCAGCUUUUGAAACUGCAGAUGGAGAAAUGAGCGACGGAGAAGAACAAAGUGGAGAAUCUGACAGAAUUAUUUCCAAACCAUUUAGCAAGAAACUAUUCAGCACAGAUUAUUCAUUUUAAAUUGAUAGUUGGUUUAGAGUUUUAUGUGAAUUAUAAAUUAUGCUUAAUCUACAAUUUAGUUUUCUUCUACUCCAGAUUCUGUUUCGCAACUUUUUUUCCCUUGACUGAUCUGAAAGGCUUGUGAUUAGAGAGCAAAAAAAUUACAGGAACUGUGGAUAAGUUAUCAUGUUGUAAUAUAAUUCAAUACACUCGAGGUGAAAGGGUAAGUAAACAUGGGAUCUGUAUUUUCACUUGAUUUUGUGUUUUUCAAAGCUAUAUAAUGAAAUGAUUGAAUUACAA
This is a messenger RNA of Papaver somniferum (opium poppy), 1305 nucleotides long. RefSeq names its product tetrapyrrole-binding protein, chloroplastic-like. Lineage: Eukaryota; Viridiplantae; Streptophyta; Magnoliopsida; Ranunculales; Papaveraceae. Bases 214 to 1026 code for a protein of 270 amino acids. Gene Ontology annotation, molecular function: tetrapyrrole binding. Gene Ontology annotation, cellular component: chloroplast. Gene Ontology annotation, biological process: chloroplast-nucleus signaling pathway. The record is from RefSeq and is a predicted model, not a curated record. The transcript has a single exon.